This is a messenger RNA of Durusdinium trenchii, 2424 nucleotides long. The record is from the annotation of a GenBank genome assembly. NCBI's taxonomy places the organism in Eukaryota, Dinophyceae, Suessiales, Symbiodiniaceae.
CUGGAAAGCCAUUCUAAUCUCACAGGAUCACGUAGAUCUAUCAUAGAACGCGGCAGGCAAGUCGUUGCAACGUUCCUUUGCCAUGAGGGUGCAGCUGCAUCCUGGCAGUACACGCAACGAUGUGGCCGUGGCUGUGAGCUCGCUGCUGCCCGAGUGGCAGCGACAGCCCAAGUUUGCGAUGCGGACGCUGAAGAACCUGUCGCAGGCGAAGCUUCCUGGUGCUGCUUGGCAUGUCCUACAGAUCAUGGAGGAGGCGUCCAUCGAAACCAACGUGUUCCACUACAGCGCCGCUAUCAACGCUUGCGAAAAAGCAGGGGAAUGGAUGCUGGCACUCGCAGUUGUGGUAGGCAUGCAAGAGAAAGAAGUGAUGCCAAAUACAGUCACCAUGAAUUCUGCAAUCAGUGCAUGUGAAAAGGCAGAGGAGUGGACUUGGGCCUUGCACUUUCUGGAUGCGAUGCCAGGGACAAGCCUUACCCGAGACGUGAUCAGCUAUACGAGCACCAUGAAUGCGUGUGCAAAAGCCUUCCUAUGGGAAACCGCGCUCCAACUGUUCGACUCCAUGUCUUUGGAAGCGGUUGUCCCAAACACGAGAACUUACAAUGGAGCAAUUUCGGCCUUUGCUCAAGCUGGGAGAUGGCGACCAGCUCUUCAAAUGCUGGAUGUGAUGGCUUCACGAGCACUGAAACCAAACACCUUCAGCUACAAUGCUGCACUCAAUGCGUGUGACAAAGGAGGGCAGUGGCAAUGGGCUAUUCACCUCCUGUUCUACAUGCAACAGCACAAGGUGCCGCUUGACCACGUAUCCUAUUGCACUGCCAUGACAGCCCUGGCACGUGAUGGCCAUUGGAUGGAGGCGAUACUGUUGCUUGGCACGAUGCCACGGCCCACAGCAGCAGCCUUCACUGCAGUCAUCUCUUCUUGCGAACGAAGCAGCCAGUGGCAGGUGGCCCUAGAUGUGUUGUUCUCAGAUGGACACGCCCAUUUGAUGCCGUACAAUGCUGCUGCCAGCGCCUGUGAAAAGGGAACACAGUGGCCGAUGGCGCUGCAUUUGUUCGCUUCUGCGCAUACAAGAACUUUGCGGGCGGACUUUUGGGCAAACUACAGAAAAAACAGAUUGUCACCCUAUGAAACGGAUUCGAACGUGUUUUUCCGUUCAGGCCUCCUUCCCGCAUGUCCUGAAAUAUUGGCUUGGCUCGUGAGCACUUGUUUUGUCCAAUUUGAUUUUGACUACGAAACUGAGGAUGUUGGCACUCUGAAUUCUGUGAUGGUUGCAUGUGAGAAGGGGAGCGAGUGGGAGAGGGCCUUAACAGCCUUGCAGCUUUUGCCACUGGAGGAGGCAGAUGUCUUCGUUCUCACCACCGCCCUCAGUGCCAUGAGUCGUUCAGGUUCCCUUUGGGAGGGUGCUUUGGAACUACUAUCGCAGGCUCGCAGCCUGACCAUCCCUCCCAAUGCCAAGAGCUUUGGCGCCGCACUGAGUGCAUGCAAAGAACACUGGGAAGCAUCACUUGCACUUCUGGAAAGCAUGCAAAAAGUUGAGGUGGAGCCUGGGGCACCUCAUAUUGGCGUCGUGGCUAGAGCACUGAAGGGCUGCGACGUGGAGGGGUUUCUGGAGGUCUUCCGCCGCAAAUGGGCGAAGAGGGCGAAGCAACAAGAUCCAAAAUUGGAAGGCUCUUCAAGCACUUUGUUGGGUGUCCGACAUGGAGUGAUUGGAACUAACAAGCCCCCUGACAUGGAAACAGAGGCUUUUGUCGCACAACUUUCGAGGGAAUUGGGCUUCUCACUUUACACUGCUUCACGCCUGGAUUACCCAACCUCUGGAGCAUUGCCCGUGGCCUUUGGAGAGGGCUCGGUGGACUGGCUGGAGGUGCAGUUUGCCGCCCGUUCAGUGGAAAAAGAGUAUUUGUGCGUUUGUGAAGGUCCGCCUUUGGAUUCUGGAGUUGUGGAGUUGCCCCUUUUUACAGACAGGUAUGAGAGGGGUGGUGCGCGAACGGUCGUGUGCACCAAGCGCGGACUGCCUGCGCGAACUGACUAUGAAGUGAUCUCCAAAGUGACCGCAGAAAGAUCCAAUGAAUCCAAUGUCUCUGGGAAUGAGAUAAUGUUGGUGAAGGUGAAGCCGCUCACAGGACGGACACAUCAAAUUCGUGUGCACAUGGCAAGCUUGGGGAGGCCAAUACUUGGAGAUAUGACGUACGGUCAAAAAGAGCGUUCGUUGAUCCCAAUGCGGCGGUUGUUCCUCCAUUGCAAGAAGGUUGUGGUGAGAGAUUUGGCAGGAGAGGUGUUCACCAUUGAAGCCUCCCUGCCCAAGGAUUUGCAACAAAUCCUUCAAUCAAUCUCCCUGUGUUUUUCCGACUAGCGGCAGACCGCUAGAAUUUGUUGGAAAGCUGGAUGGGCUGGUCAAUCGAAUGCAGACGCAAAGUGCUGGCA